Molecule: messenger RNA, 980 nt
Organism: Rhagoletis pomonella (apple maggot)
Lineage: Eukaryota; Metazoa; Arthropoda; Insecta; Diptera; Tephritidae
Gene: Ccp84Ac
Product: larval cuticle protein A3A
Exons: 2
Coding region: 275-853 (192 amino acids)
Cellular component (GO): extracellular matrix
Source: RefSeq, a predicted model, not a curated record
CUUGCACUUUUAAAAAGCGUAGUAAUAAAAAGAUUAAAAAACGGCAAAGUGAAGGUUUAAGUAGCAUGUUAUGCCCAAUGCAGCAAAAUACCGCUCACCCGAUUUUAUUUUAUUCAAUGCCGAUGCGCAAAAUUUUGGCCAAAAUUGUCUAUAAAAACUUACAUUCAACUCCACCAAAUUAGUAUUCAAGCCACAGACUUCAGUGUGGGAGGACAAAGUAAGCUGCAAAUUUUGUAAAUUUUUUCUAUCUACAUAUUACCAUCACAUAAACGAAAUGGCUUUCAAGUACUUCGUCGCUGCAUUUUUAAUCAGCACUGCGCAAGCUGGCAUCUUUUCAGUGCAGGAGCAGCAUGCUUUUCCUUUGGAGCAUGCUCAGCACCAUGAAACAGCAGCUGUGUAUCACCAUGCACCUGGACAAGUGGCUCAUCUAUCUCAUGCGCCCGCUCACACCGUUCACUUGGUACAAAAGCAGCAACCUGCUCAUGAGCAAUAUCCCGACGAUCCUCAUCCUCAGUACAACUUCGCCUAUGAUGUUCAGGAUGCCGUGUCCGGUGAUUCUAAAAGCCAAUCUGAAAGCCGUGAUGGCGAUGUGGUCCAUGGCGAAUACUCCUUAAAUGAUGCUGAUGGUUUCCGCCGCACUGUCAAAUAUACCGCAGAUUCUGUCAAUGGCUUCAAUGCUGUUGUAGAACGUGAACCUCUCACCCACAAAGUGGUCGCUGCUGCACCUGUACAAUAUCACCAUGUUCCAGCUACUGCUCAAGCGUAUGCCGCAGUGCCAGCUCAACACCAGGCCACUGUCCAUACAAGCUACGAAGCUCCUCAUCAAGAAGAGCAACAAUACUACCAUCAUUAAGUUACUGAAAUACUACUUUGCAGCUAAGCUCCUUGCUCUUGCCGUUUUGAUAAAAAUUUUGUAGAAAAAAUUACUCAGAAAUAAGUAUUUUCCAUUAUAUAAAUGUAAGUGCAUAAUAAACAAUUAA